ACGGCACAUUUCUCUCUUGUCUCACCAGCCGAACUCGUGCCCUUGCUUUCCUCCUCUAGGCGGCGGCGCCAUGGAAGUCGACGGAGGCGGAGAUGAAUCUGCACCAUCCCCUGGCCUCAUCCGUGGGAAGAAGAGGCCGCCUUCCCCCUCAUCUUUACCGGGCGACGGCGAGGGCUCACCCACCAGCGACGAGGACGACAACCCAUGGGCGAUUACCGACGACGAAGAGGAGAAUGAAUACCAAGGGAAAUACAGGCCCUAUACUGUUGAUGAUUUCCCAAGAGUUAGCACUUAUGAGCAGCAAGAUGAAUUGUACGAAAAUCCAGAGAGUUCUCUUCGAGGCCCAAAACUUCUCUGGAGCUUACGAGCAUUCAAGCCAGAAAUUGAAAGCCAUCCAUGCGGUACCCAGUAUCGGCUCAGCGAUGAAUCUGAAAUCAGUGUCCACAAUGUUGGGACCAUCGAUUGUUCAAAUGAAUGUUGUUGCUUUUCCAUGAACUUGCUGCAGUUCAUUGGUCUCAAGAUAGCUGGUUAUCACCAUGCCCAACCUGGAUCUGCCAAAAUAUUUGGGUUUUUUGCAACACGGGAUCAAAUUGAACCUUUGCGCAAUUAUGUCUACAGGCGAGAGAUUGACAAUUAUGAAGCUGUAACUGUGAAGCCAAAGACGGGUAUGGCACGUUUAACACUGGGUAGCCCUGCUCGAGGUAUUUGCAUGACAAGCCAUGUGUUGUUUGAAUUCAAGCUUUGUGUACGUACUGAGGUCCCAGCUGAAAAUGGGCCCAAAGAUGACCUUCUGAUCGAAGGAUGCGCUGAAUUCAGCAACAUGAUGGAAACAAAAUCAUUCAGUCAGAAUCGACGUAUUUAUGGGGAGAAGUGUGGACUGGAUGUGAAGUUCCUGGUGCUGAUUAAUGCGGUACAAGCAUUUGUUGAUGUUGAGAUCCUCCGUGCUCCUGCUUGUGGCUUUAAUCUGAAUCUCUAUGCCAAAACCAGUGGUUUCAGUGAUGUGAUUCGUCUCUACCGAGGAAGUGCGGAAGCUGCCUGCAGAAUGAGUUCAGUUGUAGCGGUGGAGAUACGCAGUUACCUUGAUCUUCGUAUCGAAGGGACCCCGAAAGAUGACGGAGGAGUUUCUCAGAAUCUGCUGCCUUGUGUGUGGGGUGAUAGGUUCGAUUCCUGCUACCAUGGAACGGUGGAUAAAGUUGUGAAUCUCGACGAAUUCACCAUCGUUUCAGUGAAGAUCACCUGGAGAACUGCUGAUUGACACGUAGCUUAGUCGUCCUGCUUUGAGCCGUCAAACGUCAAUAUUCUUCUGGUGCUAAAGUAAUGUUAGUGUUUGUAUCAACCUAUUUGUCUACUGGAGUUAUAUAUAAUGCCACUUUGUAAACAUUAUUUUAUCUGGUGCUAAGUAAUGUUAGUGUUGAGCCAUUGAAUGCUAUAUGGGUACCUCUAGUGCUAAGUAGAGUUGGUGUUUGUAUGAACCUAUUUGUGUGCUGCUAAGUAAAGUUUGUGUCUGUUAUAACCUAUUUGUGUAUUGAAGUUAUAUAUUGU
Lolium perenne is the source of this 1542-nucleotide messenger RNA. RefSeq lists its product as uncharacterized. NCBI's taxonomy places the organism in Eukaryota, Viridiplantae, Streptophyta, Magnoliopsida, Poales, Poaceae. The record is from RefSeq and is a predicted model, not a curated record.